Ricinus communis (castor bean) is the source of this 2188-nucleotide messenger RNA. RefSeq names its product E3 ubiquitin-protein ligase KEG. Lineage: Eukaryota; Viridiplantae; Streptophyta; Magnoliopsida; Malpighiales; Euphorbiaceae. The transcript is spliced from 5 exons. Bases 177 to 2075 code for a protein of 632 amino acids. Gene Ontology annotation, molecular function: ATP binding; protein kinase activity. The record is from RefSeq and is a predicted model, not a curated record. Gene Ontology annotation, biological process: protein phosphorylation.
AAUGGAGAUUCUUGAGAGGAAAUGAAAGUAUCUCUCACUCUCUGGAAGUUGAAAAUUAUUCCAGUUCCAAUUGAAAUCCCAAGCAAUAACUUUCUUCUUCAACCUCACUGCCGGUGCUCUCGCUCUCUGUGAAUGUCUCUUUCAUUUGUCUUCUAUAGUAAACAAAUAAAUACAUAAUGGCUGGAAAAGUGGUUCCUGCUCAACCUGCUACUUCUUUUGAGUAUGAGCUUUUUGAAGGUGACUAUGACCGCCUUAGAACAGUUGUAGCUUCAUCAAAUCAGUCAACUCCUUGGAUUGACCCAGAAAAUUUGAAACUUAGACACAGAAUUGGGAGGGGUCCUUUUGGUGAUGUCUGGUUAGCUACUCAUCAUCAUUCAACUGAAGAUUAUGAUGAGUAUCAUGAAGUAGCUCUCAAGAUGCUCCAUCCAGUUAAGGAGGAUCAUGUUAGGGUUCUGUUGGAUAAGUUUGAUGAUUUAUUUUUGAAGUGUGGAGGGAUAGAAGGUGUAUGUUUGAUACGUGGAAUUUCUAUUAUAAAUGGAAAGAUUUGCAUCAUUAUGAGGUUUUAUGAGGGAUCAAUUGGUGAUAAAAUGGCUCGCCGUAAAGGGGGGAAGAUAUCAUUAGCUGAUGUUUUGAGGUAUGGGAUUGAGUUGGCACAGGGAGUUUUAGAAUUGCAUGCCAAAGAUCUCCUUGUUCUCAACCUUAAAUCUUCAAAUUUCCUUCUUAAUGAAAAUGAUCAAGCAAUUCUAGGAGAUGUCGGCAUUCCUUACCUAUUACUGGGAAUUCCACUUCGAAGCUCAGAUAUGUCUUACAUGCUUGGAACCCCAAACUACAUGGCUCCAGAACAAUGGCAGCCAGAAGUAAGAGGCCCCCUAUCCGCUGAGACUGACUCAUGGGGAUUUGCUUGUGGCGUUGUUGAGAUGUUGACUGGCAUUCAACCUUGGUCUGGAAGGUCAGUUGAAGAAAUUUAUGAUUUGGUGGUUAGAAAGCAAGAGAAGCCACGCAUACCUGAAGGCCUCCCUCCUCCAGUCGAAAAUGUUCUUCACAGUUGCUUUGAAUAUGACUUCAGAAAUCGACCCUUAAUGAAAGACAUAUUACGUAUAUUUAAAAGCUCACAGAAUGCAGUUUACGGCGAUGGAGGCUGGAGAGAACUUGGGAGCAGAACUAUAUUAGACAAAUCAGGAGGCACUGGUUACUCAAAGUGGUUUCUUUUGAAGGAUCAUCUGCAAGUGGGGGACACAGUGCGCUCUAGAAAACCUCUGAAUUCAAGCAAGUCUGAAAAUAUGGAUGUCCCAGAAGCGAUAGUGGUGGGUUUAGAACGUGACGCAGAUCAAGAUGGUUUUCUUUUGGUAAGAGUCCUGGGUAUCCAUGAUCCACUAAGAGUUCCCAUUUUGACCCUUGAACGGGUCACUUUUGGCUUGGCAGCUGGAGAUUGGGUGCGCUUGAAGGAGGAAAACAAAAGGCAUUCGCCAGUGGGUAUUCUUCAUUCCAUCAAUCGUGAUGGAAGUGUGGCUGUUGGAUUCAUAGGAGUGGAAACUUUUUGGAAAGGAAAUUCUUCAGAACUUCAGAUGGCAAAAUCUUACUUUGUAGGUCAGUUCGUGAGGUUGAAAGCUAAAAUUCUCAGUCCCCGAUUUGAAUGGCCUCGCAAAAGGCAAGGAGCCUGGGCUACUGGAAAGAUUCGGCACAUCCUGCCAAAUGGAUGCCUUGUUGUCAACUUCCCAGGCAGAUUGACUUUCGGAGAGGAACAUAACACUUUCUUGGCUGAUCCAGGUGAAGUAGAAGAGGUUUCCUUUAAUACUUGUCCGGGAAUGGUUAAAAAAUAUCAACAUCUUGAGGAUAUUCAUUGGGCAGUGAGACCGCUUCUGAUAGCAUUGGGUCUUUUCACUGCUAUGAAAGUAGGGGUUUUCGUGGGGAAGAAAAUGGGAAGGUCCAAAGGGAGGAAGCUAGAGAGUAAUGUGGUACAAAAUGAUGACCAGCCUAUGGCUGGCCCAAGUAGUGGACAUAGUGGCCAAGCAUGGUUUCCACCAUCUGUGGCAAAUAUUCUUGGUGUUACCACUGCUGCUGCUCCUCCUCGGUAGUUAAGCUUCUUAAGUUUCCAAAGAUCUGUAAAUAGCUAAUAUAAAGAAUUCAACUGUUUCUCCUAAGUUGUGAAAGAACCUUACUGCUAAUGUUCUUUUUCACUUGCUUUCUA